CUCAGUGUCCACGUAGCGCUUCAACGUCUGACGAGCGCAGUUUUUCGUACGUCAAACAACACUUUACAAAACGUUCUCCGAUCGUAAGCAACUUUUGUGAGCAUAAUGGAUCAAGUAAAGAAAUUGACAGAACCUGGACGCCAAUUUGCAAAAGACAGUAUUCGUCUUAUUAAAAGAUGUACAAAACCUGACAGAAAAGAAUUCCAGAAAAUUGCCAUUGCCACAGCUAUUGGUUUCUGUAUAAUGGGUUUCAUAGGAUUCUUUGUUAAAUUAAUUCAUAUUCCAAUUAAUAAUAUCAUUGUGGGUUCUUAAGAUCAUGUUAAAUAGGUAUAAUUGAAAUUUAAUAAGGUUAUUUCCAUUGUUUUCCAUCAAUGCGUCUUUAUUUAUAAGAUAAAAUUAUGUAUUUUAUUUUGAAUCGAUUGUGAUUGAGGUAUGUGAAUGUGUGUGAGUAAUAUAAAUAAUGAAUUUUAUAAUAAAAUGUGUGUCUAAGUAUUUCUGUUGGGUUCUUUCAUUUCAUGUCUUAUGAAUUAAUUUCAACCAAGAACAACAAAUAAAUAUUAGUAUCGAAGGCACUUUUAUUUAAAGAAUAAAAUUUUCCCUUAGGUUACAACGAUAAAAUUUUGUCAGCCAUUUUUCUAGUCAUUUGAUUCAAUGCAUCUCUCCUAGGGAAAAAUAGCUGUCGCAUGGAAAUCCAUGGCCAGGUACUCAGUAAUAAAAGACAAUAGUACAAUUUUGUUACAAUUAAUAAAAUCUUAUAUACUGUUUGCUAUUUUGUUAUUAAAGUUAUUUUGCUCUUAUUUUCUAGAAAGACUUUUUAAUACAUUUUACUAAUAAGAUAAUGAACUUAGAGCCCGAUACCAUAAAUGACUGUAUCUGGGAUUUUAAUAAUGGCAGUAUAUAUUGGAUAGCAAACGUAAUUAUAUCAAACUACACUCUAUAUUUAAAAAAGAAUAGUAAAUUUUGUUGAUGAUUUUUAACAGAACGUGUAUUUCCUAGAACACGAUCAGAAUUUUUAUAAAAAAGAAAAAAUGCAAUACUUCCAAAACAGUCUGCAAAUUGUCCACAAAAAGAAAAAUAAUCAAAUAGUGAUUGCUUAAUAUAACUGCGUGUGAUAAAUCCAAUACUUAAAGAUUGUUUAGUACGUCGAUAAUAUUAAUAAUAAUUUCACCGUGUUCGGAUUUUCUUCUCAAUAUGUCAACAAUAGAAAAAGAUUCGUAUAUAAAUAUAAACUCUUGAUAGGUCUGAUACUUUCUGAACUUUACAUUAGCAAAUAGACAUCGAUAAUAUAUUUAUACACUUAACGUGUGUAUUAAACUAUUAAAUACUCUCUUCAGGCAACUUAAUAAAAUUUAUAUAAAAAGCAAAUAUAUAUAUAUGUAGCACCACACGUGUGCAAUUGUCACGUGUUGACAUUCGUUCUACGCAUUAAAAAAAAACAUCCCUAUUAAUGCUCGUAGAUGCUUAAUCUCGUGAAGAAUAAGAGGAAGACUUUGUCUCACUUCACGUUUCACGAAGUGCAAGAAAAAUCUUCUCCUUCAUUAGAUGAACUGGCGGUAACAUUCCGAAGAUGAAAAGCAUUUUUAGUCCGUGGACUAUUUAGGCGAGUCGCGUUUGGCUAAGUAUUAAACUAGCUUCCAUAAAUUGCAAAAACGCUUAAGCGUAGCCCAAAGUGCGUUUGCCGAAUUUUCACAAUCGAUAAUUUUGUAGCACAACUUGUUCCGAUCGACUAAUAGUUCUGUAGAUUCUUUGGCAUUUCUCUGUGUAUCAAAUGUACAAAAAUUGAUGAAAUCACGCACUUAGAGUUAUACGGAUUAAAUUUGAAAGUAAUUCCUGAUACUUGUUUAGCGCAAACGCACCUGGGGAGGG
This is a messenger RNA of Megachile rotundata (alfalfa leafcutting bee), 1866 nucleotides long. RefSeq names its product protein transport protein Sec61 subunit gamma. Gene Ontology annotation, biological process: intracellular protein transport; protein targeting. Gene Ontology annotation, molecular function: transmembrane protein transporter activity. NCBI's taxonomy places the organism in Eukaryota, Metazoa, Arthropoda, Insecta, Hymenoptera, Megachilidae. Gene Ontology annotation, cellular component: membrane. The record is from RefSeq and is a predicted model, not a curated record.